CUCAGGGGAUGCUGGCACCGAGCCGCCAUGGCCUGUAAACAACAACAGCAGCGGCAGCGUCAAGUUGAAGGAAACUGGAUGUGAGUGUCGGCCUCUCGUCCCGGUUCUCCCCCGAACACGACCAGCGCCGUCGAGUGGUUCCCAACAAUGCGUCGGAGGAGUGUCUGACUGAUAUCCUUCAGACGGGACAACCUCCUCUCCACUGGGUUGCUCACUAGCCAUGUCCUCACAGCAGCCCAACAGCUCAGCCUCAAACAGCCCCACCAACAUCCUGGGUUCUCCUUUCUCAGUCAUUAGUCCCUCACUUAACUCCCCCGUGGUCUCCCCCUCUCUGGGAUUUGGACCCAUCAGCAACAGUCAGAUCUCUUCCUCGGCGUCCAUAUCAGGGAUGCACUCGAUCAGCAGCUCAGAGGAUAUCAAGCCUCCAUUUGGCUUGAGGCCUAUGCCAGCCCACAGCCCUGGAAUAAUGUUGUCUCAGAAACGCCUGUGCGUCAUCUGUGGAGACCGCUCUUCUGGCAAGCACUAUGGCGUGUACAGCUGUGAGGGUUGCAAAGGUUUCUUCAAACGAACUGUGCGUAAAGACCUGAGCUACACCUGCAGGGAUAACAAAGAGUGCCUGGUCGACAAACGCCAGCGCAAUCGCUGCCAGUACUGCCGCUACCAGAAGUGCCUGGCCAUGGGCAUGAAGAGGGAAGUGGUCAAACAUGUAAAAUGGAUAAAAGAAGAUGGAAAAGAUGAGGGAUGGAUGACGGUCCAGGAGGAGCGCCAGAGGAAUCGAGAGCGCGAAGGAGAGCUGGAGUUCAGCGUUGGAGUGAAUGAGGAGAUGCCCGUGGAGAAGAUCUUGGAGGCAGAGACGGCAGUGGAGCAGAAGACCGAGCUUCACUCGGAUGGAGGCUCUGCAGGCAACUCUCCCCAUGAUGCAGUCACCAACAUCUGUCAGACUGCCGACAAACAGCUGUUUGCCUUGGUGGAGUGGGCAAAGAGAAUCCCUCAUUUCUCCGAACUGCCCCUUGAUGACCAGGUCAUCCUUUUGCGUGCAGGGUGGAAUGAGCUCCUUAUCGCCUCGUUCUCCCAUCGCUCCAUCGCUAUGAAAGAUGGCGUCCUCCUUGCCUCUGAGCUGCAGCGAGACAGUGCACAUAGUGCAGGAGUUGGAGCUAUUUUCGACAGGGAGAGUGUGCAGAGUGCAGAGGUCGGCGCCAUAUUUGACAGGGUUCUUACUGAGCUUGUCAACAAAAUGAGAGAUAUGCAAAUGGACAAAACAGAGCUGGGCUGCCUCCGAGCCAUCGUCCUCUUCAAUCCGGAUGCUAAAGGGCUUUCCAACACCAGUGAGGUGGAGCUCUUGAGAGAAAAGGUCUAUGCAUCAUUGGAAUCCUAUUGCAAACAGAAAUACCCCGAGCAGCAGGGAAGGUUUGCCAAGCUCCUUCUUCGACUGCCAGCACUACGAUCCAUUGGCUUGAAGUGCUUGGAGCAUCUCUUCUUCUUCAAGCUGAUCGGUGACACACCUAUUGACACUUUCCUCAUGGAAAUGCUUGAAGCUCCCCAUCAGUUGUCUUAGUUAGGAAAUGCGUACUGUGGUUAGGUUGAGAUAGCUGAAGUCUAGUAAGCUGGAGUGGGACUGGAGUGGCACUUUAAGUUCAUUGAAGAUUUGUCAAUUUGUCUCACUUCUCUCUGGGUUACACUUUUCUUAGUGCAGCACAGAUUUGCUCUUUAGACCAAACCCAAGGCAUGGCAUGAUCACCAUGCUGGUGCUGUAUGUUGAAAUAACUUCAUGAGUAACUAUGGUUUAAAAAAAGUAUUUUUAAAAAACAAUGUAAACAUUUACAUAUUUCCCUCACAGGAAUAACUAUAAUUUGGGUACACAUUUUUAUAUAAACUUUUUAGACACCUUAAACAUUAAGCUUCAGUUGUUUCUCAAGAUGAACUGAUACCUAAACUCUGUUUUUAAAAAAAAGGAAGGUAACCUGAAUUGUGAGUAUGCAUCAAGGAUGUGGUCGUCUUUAUAUAAUUUCCAACCAGAUCUAAAACAGAUCUGAGUUCUCUUGAAUCCAUCGCAGAAUAUAAAAUUCCAACAGUGACCCUGGGAUAGACGACAAGUCAGUGAUUCAGACUGUCAGGUCGGACUCGUACAUGUUGAUUGAGGAUCAGCUCUGUGUCUAGUAAUAUACAGGUAGUGUUGUUUACUUCUUUGCCAUUUUAUAAAUCUAAUCACUUUGUGGUUGACGAUUAGACUGCACUGCACACUUGCUAUGUACUAUUUCUAAAACAUACUUUUAAUAAACCCCUGGCCUAUUAAAAUGGUCAGGCGUUUGUCUUUUGGUGCUAUUUCAGAGAUAAUUUGACGUUGGUGCAGAUGCACAUCGAACCACAAACCUAAGAAAAAUAUGCAAAACUGAAAAUCCUUCUUUUUUUUUGUUAAUCUUUGUUGAAAAUGUAGCAAUAUAAAAUGUAAAAAGAGCUUUCUGCCUGUCAUUCAGGGGUUUUACAAAGUAAAUCAUGUCUGGUGGAAAGGGAAUACUCCAUUUUGUAAUUUAUCUAUACAAUUCUAAGGUACUGUGCAAAAGUAAUUGUUCAGGGAAAAUGUACAUUGAUAAAUUUGAAUUAUGAUCAGGAGAUACAAAUUAUAUAAUUCUUAUUAUGUUCCCUUGUUUUUAGUUUUCAGCUAGUAUAAAGCAGAACGUGUCUUGGGUUGCACUGGAUUUGCUGAGACUGUUUCAGCUAAAUUUCCCCCCCCUUUUUGGACGCUAAGUUGUAUUUCCUACACCCCCGCCCUCCCCUUUUUUAAAGGUAGCUGUCUUGUUCGUUGUAAUGUCUCUGCAAUUUAUUAAAAGCAAACCAUAAUCACAUUUAGAUCCAUAACACCUGUGGAAAUAGGAAGUUUAAACAAGACCAAAAUUAGGUCUGUGUGCUGGCCAUGUGCAAACACCCGAUGAGCUGGAUUGGUAAGCUUGUCAUUGACCUCUGUAUGAUCUUGAUCAUAAAGUGACUUGAAGCAUGGGUUGUGUGGACUAAAAAUAAAGAGGCUUAAGUUUU
Platichthys flesus (European flounder) is the source of this 3030-nucleotide messenger RNA. RefSeq names its product retinoid x receptor, beta b (gene rxrbb). The record is from RefSeq and is a predicted model, not a curated record. Gene Ontology annotation, molecular function: nuclear receptor activity; zinc ion binding; retinoic acid-responsive element binding. The transcript is spliced from 12 exons. Gene Ontology annotation, biological process: positive regulation of transcription by RNA polymerase II; retinoic acid receptor signaling pathway; anatomical structure development. Gene Ontology annotation, cellular component: RNA polymerase II transcription regulator complex; nucleus. Lineage: Eukaryota; Metazoa; Chordata; Actinopteri; Pleuronectiformes; Pleuronectidae. Bases 221 to 1555 code for a protein of 444 amino acids.